AUGACUGCCACCACCGCCACCGACUCCAAGAAGAAAGAUGUUCCCAAGGAGCAACCCCAGGCUACCACUGCGAAUGACACUGUUCCCUCUGGGUUCAUCCUGAAGCUUUUCCAGAUGGUCAAUGGAGCUCCCGAUGAGGUCAUCCGGUGGACCGAAGAUGGCGACGCCUUUGUCAUUGGUUCAGAUCUCGAACGGCUCGAGUCGGAGACACUGCCUCAGUACUUUCGCCACAACCGCUUCCAGUCCUUGGUCAGGCAGCUGAACUUCUACUCCUUUCGCAAGAUCAACCGAGAACGCAAUGUUUGGAUCUACAAGCAUAACUUGUUCCAUCGUGAUCACCCUGAGGACCUCUACAUGGUUCGUCGGCGCACUUGCCCUGGCUUGGAUGGACGAAAGCAACGGUUCUCGUCCCGUGGUCCGCUCCCCAAAGGCGCCAACAAGAAGUCCGAGGAUAACGACAACGCUGUCACUACCCCCAGUGAUGAAGAAUCUGGCUCCAUUGCUGAGGACCAUCCUGUCAUCGAGGAGAGCCCUUCCAAUGAUUCCUCGAUGGGUGUUGGUUCGAAGAAACGAGACAGUUUCAGUCGACGAGUAUCGCUGAACAGUCGUGCCAGCAACUCGGAGCAGCUCGACGCGGAUGUACAACCACCCAAGUCCAAGAGAAGCCGUUACUACCAGGAUACCCCGGAACCGUCGCCGCAAGCUCCUGGCAGUCCGGUGGUUGAUUUCUCACUCCUUCAUAGCUUGGAGGAAGCCAACAGCAACACCGCAGCUGCUGCGCGAGAGGACGACAUGCCAGAUGACUCGAGUCUCGACAACAAGCGGAACGAGAAGCUCGAAAUGCUCGAGCAGUCCAUGAUUGUAGAAGACGUAGCAAUGAAGCUUGAAGAGUAUGCCAAACGAGCUCGAAAGAAUGGCAUGUUACCAUCUCGAGUUCGUCGUCCGGGAGCCGGAGUUGUGACACCUCCGUUCAGCUCCUCGUCGUACCAGGUGUCCAUGUCGGCCAGUGAGCUGCUGACUUACGAUGACGAGUAUCCCGCGGAAGACUUGCAAGCCACCGAACUGUUUGGCAUUCAAAGCACCAGCAGUGUGGUCACCGAUUCGGAUGUGGACGAAGUGGAAGAUCGCUUCGAUGUAAGCAAACCCUCGAAAGAGCUCAUGGUCAAUCCUGUCCCCAUCCCACAAGCCAAGUCCAUCACGGAACGGCUCUUGAUGUCCGACAUUACGUCAGCAGCGGUAGCAGGGUUUUGCAUGUCCACGGCGCCUAUCGGCAAUCCCGAGAUGAGCCGAAAGAUCCUACAGCUCAUUGCAUCGUGUGAGAUCCUGGCGUGUGACUUCCAUCAGUACCGUGAAGCGCUCGACCCGAUGGCUCAUUCGGGCGAUCCCAACCGGAACUCGGCUGCCCUUUCUGUCCAUGCUCGAAUGAAUCACAUGCAGAACUGGGAACGCGAAGGCAGUCGCAGCAACGCUGUACGCGAUUUCAAGAUCUUCUCGGUCAACUGUGUUCGAAAGAUUCUCGAAGGAGCGAGCGGUCCUCUCCCAGAUGCGGACCGAGUUGCCUUGAAGCGCACAGCUGACGUUUGGCUCAAGUCUAUCAACAUGCUGGAUCAAACAAGACGCGAGAUCCAGUGA
Molecule: messenger RNA, 1632 nt
Organism: Seminavis robusta
Lineage: Eukaryota; Bacillariophyta; Bacillariophyceae; Naviculales; Naviculaceae
Source: the annotation of a GenBank genome assembly